Molecule: messenger RNA, 2543 nt
Organism: Anguilla rostrata (American eel)
Lineage: Eukaryota; Metazoa; Chordata; Actinopteri; Anguilliformes; Anguillidae
Product: rab9 effector protein with kelch motifs
Exons: 19
Coding region: 740-2260 (506 amino acids)
Molecular function (GO): protein binding
Source: RefSeq, a predicted model, not a curated record
GGUCAUGUCUCGAAGGGAUCCGACUUUUUCUCUGCUCUCGCGCCUCGCGAGAAUUUCGGCGUACCGUUCCCUCGCCUCUACAACCGUGUUACCGGUGUUCAAUUUGGCUAUACGUUUACACAGCCUGGUUGAGAGACCCAAUUCCGAUUUUUUGCUUACAUGUGGCACAGAUAUGUAUUAUGAAUGUCUAAACAGGAAAAAAGCACUUGGAAUCGGAUAUUUAUUGUAUGUGGGGCGAUGCGAUAUUGAACACAUCCAUCCAUCCAUCCAUUAUCUGUACCCACUUAUCCUGGGCAGGGUUGUAGAUGGUGCUGGAGCUGAACACAUACAGGAUUUUUAAAAUCCGAUUUGAGUGAUACCAACAGUUGCCCCCACUCCUCCUCUCAUACAAUUUAGGACAAUUAGAGCCCUUCACCUCCAAACCUGACCACUGAAGAGUCAGUCUGAGAGAGUAUGCUCUUUAUUACUCUCACUCAAUACACUCAUACUCACUCACACAGUGUGACAUCCUUGAUUAUAUGGCAGUGUGAAGCUUGCAAGGAAAACAAAUAAACAAUUAAAUCAACGUGCCAUUUAGGUGCACAACACUUGUGUCCAUGGCUGAAAAUAUGUAUUGCACUAAAACUGUUAUUAAAUCAUGCAAUAAGUUUUUUUUUUUUUUUUUUUCUACGUUGGUCAAAACGGGUCUAAUGCAUUGGACCUGAGUUUCAAUUAAUCAAGCCUAUUUCAGAUAUGUGAAAUGGCUUUAGCCAGUGGCCAUUGGAUUGACAAGGAAAUCAAAGGAGGACCACCAAACCCCAGAUAUGGCCAUGCUAUUGCUGUAGCAAGGAAUGUAGUAUUCUUGUUUGGAGGUGUUUCAACAAUGAACUCCCUGGAAGAUAAGCCAGUGUAUUUGAAUGAUUUAUACAUGAUCACCGUUACACCAACUAGCAUCGUCUGGGACGUGAUGACUCAGAAUGGACAAAUACCAGCUGCUAGAGAAGGACACAGUCUUUGUAUGGUUAAAGGGAAGCUCUACCUAUUUGGUGGCUCAUCAGUUCCACAAGCCAGAGAAUGUCUCCCAGGAGUCUAUUGCUUUGACAUUGAGCUUCUUACAUGGGACGACUUGAAGGCAGGCGGAGUUCCUAUGAGAACCUUGAAGCACAGCUCGGCCACUGUGGGUGACAACAUAUAUGUCUUUGGAGGGAUUCUGGAUGGCGUUGCCAGAGAUGAUCUUCUGAUGUUCAAUACAGUGUCAAAGACCUGGACUCCAAUCAAGACCACAGGGGAUGUGCCACCUGCAAGAUUUAAUCACAAUUUUGCAGUAGUCAAUGAGCAGAUCUACUUGGUUGGAGGUUGCUCAGUGGAUGACCGCUUGUUCAAAGAUGUUCACAUUCUGAAUACGGGUACCCUCGUGUGGCAGAAAUGUGACGUGAAAGGAGAGUUCUCUCCUGCCUGCAGAGGUCAAACUCUCACAGCCCAUCAUGACAAGGACAUUUACUUGUUUGGGGGAAUUUGCCUCAGUGAAAAUGGAGUUGUAACUUCAACAAAUGAAAUACACAAGUUAAGCAUUGCAAAAAUGAAAUGGAAGGUUCCGCUCUAUGUAGGGAUUCCUCCGGCCAGUCGCUACGGCCACACAGCGUUCAUCAUCCACAGCCAUCUUUAUGUGUUUGGAGGCAAAAAUGAAGUUACAGAAUUCAAUGACAUAAAGAUUAUGAAAUUAAUCAACCCCUCGGAAAGACAGCCAGUAAUGAAAGAGAUCCUGUCUGAAUUUGGAAUCCAAGGUGUUAGUAACGGAUUUGCACCUACAAGAAUUCCCAAUGUCAAGUACGAGCUGAGUGAUUCUACUUUUCCUGCAAGAAUGGAACCCUUGCCUCAUGUUCAAACUACAGACCACAGAGAUUUCAGCAUUGCACGUAAUGAGGCCUUGAACAUGAUCCGUAAGGCAUUCUCCAUGCUAGACGAGGAGUUUCAAAAGCUGGACUGUGAAAAGUCAAAGCUUGGUCAAGCUGCAGUUGCUCUGCAGUAUGAGAGAGAAGCUUUCAAUGCUCAUCAUCAAAAACAGCAGCAGGAACUUCAGGAAAUGCUGGAGAGACACAAGGCCCAGAAUGAAGCCUGGCUACGAGCGCGGGCAGAAGAGAACGACAGGGAGAGAAGGGAACUGUGCAGACUGAGGGAGGAUGUGCUGCUGGAGCAGGAUAAACUGAAAGAAGAGCAGAAGAACAUUCAGAAACGAAGUGAACAGCUUCUCUCUAUCAUGCAACAGUUCAAAGGCAUGUAAAGGCAAUGUCUUAGCCACAUCGUCACUGUUAGCACCCAGAUUUGCUUAAAUGGUUUGCUUGAUCACUGCAGGGUUGAUAAUGCACAUCUUUUAUAAAACAGACUUGUGUUUUUGUCUGUUUGUAUUUAAAUUUUUGAAAUAGCUGUGAUUAACUGUCUGUGUCCAUUCAGAGUACUUUUUAAAAACGGUCAUCGUAUUCUUGAAGCAACACGAUCACAAGUUGACACAGACAAACAAAUUAAUAAAAAAAAUAGUUGAGAUUUGUUUUUGGAAAACUGACUUG